GUCGUUCUUUUAAUGCAGGCCGUUUGAGGGGAAACGGUCGUCCACAUCUGGCUAGAGCCACGCGUGAAACUCCCUGCACCGGCAGAUUUGCAGUGGCUUCAACGCGUGUUCCUCGCCAGUGCUCUCCCCUCCUCAAAUUAAUUCGCAUCCCAUCCCCGCAACCACAAUGGCCAACCUGGAUUCACACGUUGCCUCUAUACUCGAUGCCAACAAUUCCGACGACGAAGAUGCUCUGAUAGCAUCCCUCGAAGACUCACCAGCCCUCGACGCCUUCCGCGAACAGAGAAUUCAACAAUUGCAUUCCGAAUUCACGCGUGCGAAAGCGCAGAAAAAUGAAGGGUUUGGCAAUUAUACAGAGAUCAAGGAGGAGAAAGCCUUGAUGGAUUUGACGACAACUGUUAAGUAUGCAGUCGUGCAUUUUGCAAAGGAAGAUUUCGCUAGGUGUGGGGUUAUGGAUGGGCAUUUGGAGAGUCUGGCACCAAAGCAUUUCGAUACCAGAUUCCUGAAAAUGAAUGUCGAGAAUGCCCCAUUUCUGGUUACGAAGCUGAAGAUCCAGGUUCUUCCUUGCGUGCUAGCAUUCGUCAACGGGGUCAGUGUGGACCGGAUUGUGGGGUUUGAGGGUUUGGGAUAUACACAAGAUACGUUUACCACGAAAGAUCUGGAGGCGAGGUUAUUGCAAUGUGGCGUCAUACAGAGGGCGAAGGCUACGGUGGAUGCUUCGAUUAAGUUUGGUGUGAAGAAGGCCAAGAAGGAUGACAGUGAUGAUGGUGAUGACUGGGAUUGAGAGGAGAGCUGCAGAACUGUUGCCCCUGUGAGCCUCACAUCAGCCUAGCAUUUGGUUCUAUCAUGAUUAUCAAGCCAACUGGGGACCAGUGUCCAUGCGGUGGAUGGAAUCGAAGUCCUGAGUCAGCAGCGCAUAGCAAGGGCCCGCUAUGGCUUGUAGGUUUGGAGACCAGAGGCGGUGGACAUACAAUUGUGUCCGCAUACGAAGCUGCCCGGCGGAGGAUCCUCGAAGCCACACCCAUCCUGUAUUGAGAGAUGCACGGUCAUAAUGCACCAGGAGCUCUUAGCAUAUUAGCUAACAGAUGAUCGCACCUGCAUACAUGUCGGAGCUACCAUUCACUGCAUGGUUGGUUAAUUACAAUCCUCCCUUUGGUCUAUUAAAAAGCUCUUCCUCGCUUCAACAAUGCCAGCACAAGAACUUAAUCACCAUGAGAGAAU
Messenger RNA from Hyaloscypha bicolor E, 1221 nucleotides. RefSeq names its product thioredoxin-like protein. Bases 167 to 784 code for a protein of 205 amino acids. The record is from RefSeq and is a predicted model, not a curated record. Gene Ontology annotation, cellular component: cytoplasm. Lineage: Eukaryota; Fungi; Ascomycota; Leotiomycetes; Helotiales; Hyaloscyphaceae. The transcript is spliced from 2 exons.